Poecilia latipinna (sailfin molly) is the source of this 1650-nucleotide messenger RNA. Its product is annotated as protein shisa-5-like. The record is from RefSeq and is a predicted model, not a curated record. The coding region runs from base 519 to 971 and encodes 150 amino acids. NCBI's taxonomy places the organism in Eukaryota, Metazoa, Chordata, Actinopteri, Cyprinodontiformes, Poeciliidae. The transcript has 4 exons.
ACAUCAGUUAAAAGUGUUAACCCUUAUGUCUAUCUCACACUGAGCAGUGUUUUCCAUGUGUUGAGGAAUGCUGUCGAGUGAGUUCUUUAUGGGAGGGACAUUCAAGUUCCAACAACCAUCUCGUUGCAGAAUAAUUUCCAUGGUACGGCGCUUCAUGGCAGUUAUGGUCUCAAGUGUUUGGCUCAGAGUUUUGUGUGUUUUCUGUUUGAUCGUGGUACCAUAAGUAUGGGCGAAGGAGGAUUGCACUUCGUACACAGAUUCACAAAAUAAAUACCAUGCUUUGAAGAGGUGUGAAAAGUAUUGCUGUGGUAAUUGCAGUAAUAAAUAUUGCUGCGGGGGAAAAAAACAAUAAGCGUUUCACUGAAGAAUAACAAGCUAACUGUCAAAACUGGUGUGUCUUUGCUUUUCCCUUUCUCAUUACCAAAUGUUUAGUCAUAAUUCAUAGUGUGACUUUCAAAAGAUGUUAUGAAAACAUUGCUUACUUUUCUUUUUGAAGGUAUUCCUCCACUCCAGACACUAUGGAGUCUAUUGCUACCUCCACUGUUGUUACCUCCACUGUUGCUACCUCCACAUCAGUGGAAGUAGCAAUCAUUAUUGGUGAAGUUAUUGCCAUCAUCAUAUGUGUGUGUCUUAUCUGCUUUGUGGCUCCAUGUUGUUUGUUCUACAAAUUGUGCAGAAAACCACGCAACCAAAGACAAACAGUGGUAACAAACACUGCAGCCAACAUGCCCCAGCCUCACUACUCACCAUCUGGAUAUCAAGCACAGCCUCCAGAUUACCAGGGCGUGGCAGGAGACGAAGGCUCCACGGUGCCCAACACUCCGCCACCAUCAUAUAUGGAGAGCACUUCUCCAUCGUACCCAGCUCCUUUUGUACCAUGGCCUCCCAAUCAGCCUAGCACACCUCCACUACCUUCAGAUGAAAUUGAACUAGACCCCUACAAUCCUAUAUAUACCACAACAUUGAUCUGAAAGCUUGCUACUCAGUUAAACUGUAUAUUUCAAAGAUCUAGUUCAACAAUUUUGGUAUUUUCAUUGUCCUGAAAAAAUCACUGUAGGGAGAUGAAUCAGAACAAUAUUUGUAGAGAACUGAAUAUGUACUACUGCUUUAUUGGUGUCUGUUUGUGUAGCUGUCAUCUUUCACACUCUUGUGUAAAAUGUGAACAAAAGUCAGCUAUCCUGUUCACAUGCAAAUAUUUUCUCAUUAUGGUCAAAUUUACAGUGUGAAAUUCAGAAAACUAUUUGUGUGUUCAUGUUCAUUCAUCAUCUCUGCAGAAAAGUUCCAUUAGUUCUUCGUUUCUCUGUUAAGAGUAAAUUGAAAAUGAAAGUAUAUGCAAAACAAACAAAAAACGGGUUUAUCUGACAUGACUGAGAUUCUUAUAGUAGCCCAGCAGAGGGCGCCUCUGACUCUGUUCUUUGUAAAUAUUUGUGUCUAAACCCGUUUCUGCUUCCCGUUUUUCUCUCAGUUUUGUCCAGUUUUUCAAUGCAUUGUUGUGUGUUAGUAGGUUUAUGGUCACAAGGUCUGCCUUGUUACAUUUCUGUUUGGUUGUUAAGUAUCUGCAUAAACUCUGCAGAAGAUCAUGAAUAAACUUCUAUUUUUUUAAAAAACAAACGUAUCUUUCUGUUUUUGUUGUUCCUGGAGUAAAUAUGC